Molecule: messenger RNA, 651 nt
Organism: Drepanopeziza brunnea f. sp. 'multigermtubi' MB_m1
Lineage: Eukaryota; Fungi; Ascomycota; Leotiomycetes; Helotiales; Drepanopezizaceae
Source: RefSeq, a predicted model, not a curated record
AUGGAUUUCUCUACUACGAUCCCCAUACCCAGUGCCACUCCCAAAGUCAAUCCCUUCGUAGCGUACCGACUGGAGCAAGGAGGUAGUUCCCCACCCGGCUUCUCGAAACUCUCACGCUCUCUCUCUCUCUCUCUCUCGUCUGACAUCACCGGCAAGCAGGCACAUCUCACAGCAGCAGCAGCAGCAACAGUAGCCAUUGAGACUCUCAAAGCCUCGCUCGCUGCUGCUGUUGGAAUCCAGCUCCCACCGCGGCCAGAUUCAGACACCAGAAGAUCAGACCAGGUACUCUCCGCGUCUCUUUUCUUCCCCUCUCAGCCGUCGCGGUCACGACGCUCACUCUCCGCAUCCGCAGCAGUCGAAGCAGCUCCACCAGUAGCUCGAGCGACACACGUGGCAGUCGAAGUUGCGGUGCCCGAUGAAGACGUUCGUCCAGCCCUGGUAAUGGCCGCAUUGCUCGGGGGAGCUGGUGCUGCCGUUUUCAAGGCGCUCCCUGAACUCGGCGCAGAUUGCGUAGCCUCGGAUCUGGUGAGAACAGGAAUGCGUGAAGUGGCCCCUCUUGCACAUCUUUGCCGAUUCGCUGCUGCUGGUGGUGGUGGUGGUGGUGGUCGUCGUCGUCGUCGUCGUGUGGUCUCCUCGGUGCUUUCGGGCUGA